Molecule: messenger RNA, 4683 nt
Organism: Closterium sp. Yama58-4
Lineage: Eukaryota; Viridiplantae; Streptophyta; Zygnematophyceae; Desmidiales; Closteriaceae
Source: the annotation of a GenBank genome assembly
AUGCUCGUCCUCCCCUAUCACAUCACCGUCUGCCACAUCCCUGCGGAUAUGGCUGCGGCACAAGUCUACAUCAACCGCCACCGCCACGUGCUGCUCGCCUUCGCCUCUGCUUCUCAUUCACUCUCCCCUAUCUUUCCCACUCUCCUCUCACCGCUCUCCACCGCCCUCCAACGCUCUCCACAUUUGGCACCCCCUCUACAUCGCUCUCAACCCCUGCAGGCUGCGGCAGAAGUCCCUGGUGUGGGUGCACCAGCAGUUCCUGUCAACCGCGACCGUAAGUCUCUAGUUCGGGUGCACCAGCAGUUUCUGCUCUACAUCAACCGUGACCGCGACGUGCUGCUGGCCUUCGCCUCCGUGGUGGAGAAUCUGCUGGCGCAGACCAACACGUCGGUCGUGGGGCUUGGGUACGCGCAGCAGCAGAUCGCCCCUCUAGCAUGGUCAUUCUUCCAGUCGUCCCUCCCGCGCCUCACAAUCCUCGGCUACUUCUCCCAGUUCGGAUGCCUUGUCUCCUACUCUCAAACCGACCCUGUCAUCCAGUCGUUCUCAGCCACCCCUGGCGGCGGCGCCGUGUCGCAGGUCUACACAAAGAAUCUUACUGACAUCACAGUGCCCAUUGGGUCUCCAACCAUCUAUGACCAAGUUGCUAGUGGCGCCCCUGGCUUGUUGCUCUGGUCCUUCAACGCCGUUCAGAACCUCUCUGGACCGCUCUUGCUCGCUUCUGUGGCUGUGAGGGGCGCGGAGCAGAGGAAAGCGAUUGGGCUGGACGUGGGUGGGGAUGAGUGGUGGGAUGUGGGUGCGGGAGUGGGGGUGAAAGGGGUGGUGGGGAGUGCGGGAGGGAGUGCGGGAGGGAGUGCGGGAGGGAGUGCGGGAGGGAGUGCGGGAGGGAGUGCGGGAGGGAGUGCGGGAGGGAGUGCGGGAGGGAGUGGGAAGGGAGGGGGUUGGGAGGGGUUGGAGGGGCUACGAAGGUUGAUGCAACAGUUCAAGGAGGUGAUGCUCUGGGGAAUGGGGAUUGGGAUGGGAAUGGGGAUAGGGACAGGGAUGGGGUUGCCGGUGGGGAUGGGGAUGGGGAUGGGGAUGGGGAUGGGGGUGGUGAGGGCGAUGGGCUCGGGAGGUGGAGCGGGGAUGGGGGGGAAUUCAACAGGGGGAGGCACAGGGGCGACGGGGGGUAAGGGGGGGACGGGUCAGCAGCAGGGGGGACCGCCGCCGCUGCCGGAGGGGUUUGAAGGGCCGGGGGCCGGGCAGGCGAUGCCAAUGCUGGUGAAUGCGACGCAGGUGUCAGAUGCGGUGAUAGCCGAUACAGCGCGGUACCUGGAGGCGCGGUUUGGGCUGCCGGCGCUGGUGGCGGGGAACUACUCGGUGGGGGGAGUGAUGGUGAACGGAGAGGAGUGCUUCGUCAGUACCAUGGCGCUCAGCUUUGACAACCUCAAGAUGUACCUGGCGAUCAUCAUGCCGCGUGCGUCCAUCACAGCAUCAAUCGAGUCCAAGCAGCGCAUCAUGGUCAUCGUCACCACGGCAGUCGCGCUCUGCCUGUUGCUCAUCGGCUGGGCCGUGGUGAUCUUCCUCACUCUCUAUGUGGACACGCGCAUGCGUCCCAAGGAGGAGCUACAACGGCAAAUGGAGGAGACACAGAGGGCGCAGGCUGCUUCUGAAGUGAAGAGCCAGUUCCUGGCUAAUAUCUCCCACGACCUCCGCACGCCAAUGGCCGGCAUCUUGGGUCUGUUGGACAUAAUGCUGUGCGACCACCUCUCAUCGGAGCAGGAGGCCAAUCUGCGCCAGAUGAAGUCAUGCUGUGCCUCCCUCCUCGGGCUCCUCAACAACCUGCUCGACCUCGCCAAGGUGGAGGCGGGCAAGAUGCAGCUGGAGGUGUUAGAGUUUGACAUAGUGGGCGAGCUCGAGUCGCUGGUGGACAUGUUCAGCGUGCAGGGGCUCAGCAACGGCACUGAGAUCGCCCUUGAUCUCUCUGACGACAUCGAUCGGACGGUCAAGGGCGAUCCAUCUCGCGUCAGACAGGUGUUUGCGAAUCUGCUCAGCAACGCGUGCAAGUUCACCAAGAACGGCCAGGUGGUGGUGAGGGGGUGGGUGAGGGACAGACCGCCCCCGCAGCUGGCAAAGCAGGACCUCUCCAUCCCGGGAGAGAAGGGAAAAGCCUCUCAUUUCCGCUUACUCUUCUUCCUGCUUUCCCAUUCCUUGCCUUCCUCUCCUUCCCUCUCCCUCCCUUUCCUUCCCUCCAACCCCUUUCCCCCCAGCAGCAGGCGGCACAGCAGGUCCAAGAGCCGUGAUGUGGACAAUGCAGCAGCAGAGGCUGCAGGGGGAAUGGGCGGGGGGAUGGUCGGAGGAGCAGCAGCGGAGCAGCAGGGUGUGGGGGGAAAGGGGCGGCGCACCGUGACGUUUAUGUUUGAGGUGGAUGAUACGGGGCCAGGCAUUCCGGUGCACAAGAGGGAGUCUAUUUUUGAGAACUUCCAACAGGCUGAUGUGUCCACUGCCAGGACACAUGGUGGCACAGGGCUCGGUUUGGGAAUCGUACGCUCCCUGGUGAACCUGAUGGGCGGGUCAAUAGCCGUGGUGGACAAGGAUGGGCAGGGGGCCCGAUUCCGCUUCGACAUGCGGUUUGAAGCGGUGGAGGGCGGUGGAGGGUGGCACAACAGCAUGCUGCAGCCCGAGCUGCUGCUGCCCAAGUUGACUGCCGUGGAGGGCGGGCAGGUGCUGCUGGCAAUGAAGGAGGACAGCGCCGGGGCGGCCAUAGCCACGGCCUGGAUGGAGCGGCGGAAGCUCAAGGUAUGGCGCGCGCACACGUGGCAGGAGAUCAUGCCAGCUGUCGCCUCCAUACUGAUCCAGAAGUCCGCCGCCUCGCAGCCGCCCCGCGCGUCGCGCUCCCUCGUGGGCUUCUCUGCCCCGCUCAUGCGCAGCUUCACUGCUCUCAGAGGCGGAGGUGGGGAGAAGGGGGAGAAGGGAGAGAAAGGCGAGAAGGGGGAGAGGGGAGGGGAUAAGGGGGAGAGGGGAGGGGAGAAGGGGGAGAGAGGGGAGAGAGGGGGGGUUGUUGCUGCGGGUGGAGCGGUGGGGGGAGGCGGGGUGGGAGGUGGUAGUUUCGGCGCUGGGGGUGGCGGCGGCAGCAGCAGCAACGGUGGUGGUGGUGGCGGUGGGGUUGGGAGUGGUGCGGAGGAGCUUCACAUCUUCCGUGCUCGCCUGCAGCACCAGGGGUUUGUCAUCGCGUGGCUUGUGGAGCACAACACCUCGGCUGACACCAGGAGGGCGCUUAGGAGGUCGGGGUGUGCAGUGGCUUCCAAGCCGCUCUAUGCUUCCCGAAUGGCGCCUCUGCUCGCCCUGGCCACGGCCAGAAACAGCGUUCCGCACUCGAGCUCGCAGAUUGACAUGCCGCGCACGGUGGGGGGGAGGGGCGGACGAGGGGGAGAGGGGGGAGGAGGUGACGGGGGCGGAGUGGGUGGGUCGCAGUGGCACCACGGGGAGGCAAACGAGCAGUGGCAUCAUGGGGAGGGGAACGAGCACUCGCCCCUUCUGUUGUCCGUUGCUAGUGCCGCUGCCACUCCCUCUCACUCUCCUUCCUCCAUCUUUUCCCCCAUUCCCUCCUUCCCUCUCCCUCCCCAUCGCGUCCUUCCUCCUUCUCUUCCUCCAUUCUCCCCCCCACCACACCAGGCAUGGGGGCUGCCAGCGCCAGCGGAGGAGGACGAGUCAUCAGACUCCCCAGCAGCGUCCUCCACCGCACUGCGCAACACUGCGGCCGUCUCUGUCCCCUUCUCCCCUUGCCCUCGCCCCUCCUCCUCCACCCCAACUGCCGGUGGUUCUGCCGCUGCUGCUGCUGGUGUUGCCACUGCUGGUGUUGCCACUGGUGGUGUUGCCUCUGCUGGUGUUGCCACUGGUGGUGUUGCCUCUGCUGGUGGUGGUGGUGGUGGUGCGGGGGGAGUGCCUGUGUCUGGCUAUCCACCCCCCUCGGGUCGCGGACCUCCUCUCCCCUCCCCCCACGCCGCUGCGGCCGCCUCCCCCCACGGCCUUCCCUCCGGCCGGCCUCCCAUUCCAUCGCCGGCGAGUGUGGAAGGCACUGGGCCGGCCCCAGCUGAAGCUGCUGCUGCUGCUGCUGCUGCUGGCUCUCCUGCCCUGGGAGCGGCAGCGGCAGCAGCAGGGGGGGCGUUGGAGUCGUCGCCAGGGUCGCGGUCGGGCAGGAUGCGUCCGGUCAACAGCGGGCUCAAGAAAGGGGCGUCCUUCUCAGAGGGCUCGUUUGACAAUGCACUGGCGGGCAAGCGCGUGCUGAUCGCGGAAGACACGGCUCUGCUGAGGAAGGUGGCCAUAAUCCGGAUGCAAAAGCUCGGCUGCGACGUGGAGGCGGUGUGUGACGGACAGCAGGCAGUGGACGCAGUGUUGGCAACCUACGCCAGCAAUACGGGGCGGUUCGAUGCGGUGCUCAUGGAUUGCCAGAUGCCUGUGCUGGACGGAUACGGAGCAACAGCAGCCAUCAGAGCAGGCGAGGCGGGGACGCCCUUCCACACGCCCAUAGUGGCGCUCACAGCCCACGCCAUGACCAGCGACCACCGCAAGUGCCUCGACGCGGGCAUGGAUGCUUAUCUUACCAAGCCUAUCGACCCUGCUCUCAUGUCCCGCACGCUGCUGGGCCUCAUGGCAAAACACCCUGUAGCUGCUGCUCCUCCUCGUCCUGCUACUGCUGACUCCUGA